AUGGCCGCACUUCAAGAACUCGCAGAUCGAACAAAGAUGGAUGCAAUCUAUAUUGACACCGAUGUCGGCCAAGAUGAUCAAACAGCCACUGGUGCUGAAAGCAAACCAUACAAGUCUUUAGCAUACGCAUACAUUCAACAUGGUGGUAGCGAGGGAGGAAAAUAUCAAUCGAGAGCCUCAACAACCGGUGCCGUCAGUGCAGAUGGAGAUCCAGCAGAGAGAUUGGUAUGGAAGGAACCAGCUAAAGCUGCCAUUAAGAAAGCUCAAAAUGCUUUGGAAGCCCACAAGAAGAAGCUUGUGAAACAACAACAGACGGCUGCUGCAGAGAAGGAGAAGGAUGAUGCCAGACUCAAGACACUCGAGGAUUCGAAAAAGAUUGUUCUUACCGAAGAUACUUCGUUACCCGCAGCUGUUAAGAUUAAGAUUGGCCGUAAGGAUAUUGAAUUGGGUGAGGGCGAAAAGAAGGGUGUUCGUGUCAAGGUUUCAGGUCGUAUCCACAGAUUGAGAGAACAAAAACAAGCCACUUUCAUUACAUUGGUUGAUGGAUAUGGCCAUUUACAAUGUAUCUUGCAAGGCGAUCUUACCAAGACAUAUGAUGCUCUCACUUUCGCACAAGGUACUUCUCUAACCCUCUACGGAGAAAUGCGAAAGGUCCCUGCUGGUCAAUCAGCUCCAGAUGACCGCGAAUUACACGUUGAUUACUACAAAGUUAUUGGCAGAUCUCCAUCUGAUGCUGAUGCCAUCACCAACAAAAUCUCUCAUCAACAAGAUCAAUGGGAGUCUUCAAUGUUGGACAACCGUCACCUUGUCCUCCGUGGAGACACUGCUUCUUCAGUCAUGAAGGUUCGUUCCGCGGUCGAAUGGGCUUUCGCGAAGGCAUACAAGGAGAUGUACUUCACCAAGAUUAGUCCACCUGCAUUCGUUCAAACACAGGUUGAAGGGGGUUCGACUCUGUUUGAAUUGGACUACUAUGGAGAGAAGACAUACCUUACUCAAUCAUCUCAACUUUACCUCGAGACUGGUAUUCCAAGUCUUGGCAACGUUUACUGUAUCGAAAAGUCUUUCCGUGCUGAAAAGUCACUGACCCGUCGUCAUUUGUCCGAAUACACACACGUUGAGGCUGAAUUGGAUUUUAUUGAUUUUGAGGAUCUUCUCGAUCAUUUGGAGGAGAUGAUCAGCACAGUUAUUGGUACAAUUAUGGCCGAUCCAGAAAUCGCCGGAUAUAUCAAGGAACUUAACCCAGAGUUCAAAGCUCCAGCUCGUCCGUUCAAACGCAUGCGCUAUUCAGAUGCCAUUGACUGGCUCAACGCUCAAGAUCCCCCAAUCCUUAACGAAGAGGGUAAUCCACAUGUAUUCGGUGAUGAUAUUGCUGAAGCGGCCGAGAGAAAAAUGACCGAUAUCAUUAACUUGCCCAUUCUUCUCACACAUUUCCCAGUUGAAAUUAAAGCUUUCUACAUGAAGAAAGAUCCUCAAGAUCCAAGAGUUACAGAGAGUGUUGAUGUUUUAAUGCCAGGUGUUGGUGAGAUUGUUGGAGGUAGUAUGAGAAUGGAAGGUUAUGAAGAAUUGAUGGCUGCUUAUGAGAGAGAGGGAAUCAGUCCUAAGGAGUACUACUGGUACACUGAACAGAGAAAGUAUUCCGUACAUGUUGUUUGUACCCAAGAUUCAUGGGCCGUUGCAAGCCUUAGAGAGCAGUUGAUCGAUUGA
Messenger RNA from Sclerotinia sclerotiorum 1980 UF-70, 1704 nucleotides. RefSeq lists its product as hypothetical. Gene Ontology annotation, molecular function: nucleic acid binding; ATP binding; asparagine-tRNA ligase activity. Gene Ontology annotation, cellular component: cytoplasm. The transcript is spliced from 2 exons. Lineage: Eukaryota; Fungi; Ascomycota; Leotiomycetes; Helotiales; Sclerotiniaceae. The record is from RefSeq and is a predicted model, not a curated record. Gene Ontology annotation, biological process: asparaginyl-tRNA aminoacylation. Bases 1 to 1704 code for a protein of 567 amino acids.